Molecule: messenger RNA, 1424 nt
Organism: Vitis vinifera (wine grape)
Lineage: Eukaryota; Viridiplantae; Streptophyta; Magnoliopsida; Vitales; Vitaceae
Product: UPF0481 protein At3g47200
Exons: 2
Coding region: 155-1408 (417 amino acids)
Source: RefSeq, a predicted model, not a curated record
AUUCGGGCCAAAGUUGCUUGUUUAAGCUCCCAUCCAAUUCCAUUGUAACUGAUACUGCGGCCUUGGCUCGACCUGGUGCGCAUACUUUUGUAUUUGAUACAUUGAUCAAAGCCCAUUCAGGGUCUGCCAGUUCCUUCAUUCAGCUUUGAUCAAUAUGAUCGUGUUCGAGAUCAAAUCAGAGAUGGAAAGCGGUAAGACCAAUACAGAGAUGGAAAGCAGUAAAAGACCAGGAGAAGAAAUCAUUCAAGUACAUGAUGAACUAGUAUCUACCAUAAAAAAAAAAAUGGACACAGUCUUUCCCCAUUGUAUCUGCAGAGUCCAGGAGAGACUUGUCCAGGAAAACGAAAAGGCCUACUACCCUGAACUGAUCUCCAUUGGCCCUUUCCACCAUGGAAAAGAAAAAUUGAAAGACAUGGAAGAUCAUAAAUGGCGGUACCUGCAUGCCCUCCUUAGUCGAAAACCGAACCUGGAAGCCAGGUUGGCCAUCUGCGUGAAUGCCCUCAGAGAGUGUGAGCUCAAAGCAAGAAACUGCUACGCAAAGAAAGAGAGCAUCAAUCUCAGCUGCGACGAAUUCGUGAAGAUGAUGCUAGUCGAUGGCUGCUUCAUCAUUGAGCUCUUCCUCAAGUAUGCUCACAGGAGUUUGAGAAAGAGGGGGGACCCCAUUUUCACCUUACACGAAAGAUUCCGUACUCUGAGGUGUGACAUGAUCCUAUUGGAAAACCAAUACCCUCUCUUUGUUCUUCAGCGGUUGUUCAAUCUUGUACCCACCCCUCAGCAGUCCAAGUCUCUCAAUGGGCUUGCCUUCCAUUUCUUCAGGACCAUGAUCCCCGGAAACAAGAAAGCUACUCAGGAUAAGUUCAGCCAAGAAGGCAACCACCUACUGGACUUGAUCCACAACUGCUUCCUCCCCACAUUCUCAGAAGUGCAUCCCGCUGCUGAGAAACCGACGCCACCAAAGCAAUCAAGCAAACGAGAAAAGCUGCAAAGUGCUUCGAAGCUCCAUGAGUCUGGAAUCAAGUUGAGGAAGGUCAACGAAGGAGUCGUACUGGACAUUGCGUUUGAAAAUGGGCUUCUGUCCAUCCCGGAGGUGAAAAUUCAUCAGUAUACCGAGACUCUCUUCAGGAAUCUCAUUGCUGGGGAGGAGUGUAAUUGUGAUAAUUUUGUGCACGUAACGUCUUAUGUUUUUCUCUUGAGUAAGCUCAUCAGUUCACCCAAAGACGCAAAAUUUCUGAGGCAAAAGAAGAUCCUCAUCAGUAGUUUGAAGGAAGAUAAUGACAUUUCUGAGCUGUUCAAGAAGCUGUCCAAGGAGGUGGAAAUGAACCAGUUCUAUUUUGACUGGCUAUGUGAACAAGUGAAUGAAUAUAAGAGUGCGACUUGGUUCACCCUUCCCUCAUGUUUUCAAAAAUAAAAAGUAAAUUCAGCCA